AUGAAGAAACCCGCAGCAGCCACAGCGUUGCUUGCAGGUGCUGGUCUCGCCAACGCCACCCUCAACUGCUCGACUGAAGCCUUCCAAAAGAUUAUACCUGCCAAUGCCUCAGUUGUACUAGCCAAGCGCGUGGCCGAAAAUGGCACAUUCACGCCCCCAGCAGCUGACACCGGCUUCCCCGACCCAGCGUAUCAGCUACCGGCACUCUGUGCUGUGCAGAUUGAAAUGCCCACUGAUGCCGACACAACCUCCAACUUUGGUUUGUUCCUACCAGACACCUGGAAGGGACGUAUGGUGGUUUCGGGCAACUCUGCCUUCUCAGGAGUCAAUUAUGCGGAAAUGGGCGCCGGAGUUACCUAUGGUGCAGUUGCAAUGUCCACUGAUACCGGCCACGACUCUGCCUUUGACAACUCCUGGGCUAAGAACCCCGAGUCCAUCGUCGACUGGGGCUGGCGCGCAAUGCACCUCUCCAUAGUGGAAGCCAAAAAGGUCAUCGCCGCCUACUACGGCAAGCCCCUAGACUACAGUUACUACAACGGCUGCUCAACUGGCGGUCGUCAGGGGUUGAAGAAAAUUGAAGCAUUCCCAGACGACUUCGAUGGCGCAGUCGUCGGUGCUCCAGCCUGGUGGACGACUCACCUGCAGCUGUUCAACAUCUACGCUGCGGAGUACCAUUUACCAGAAAACUCGACACAUCAUAUCAGCUCCGACUUGUUCGAGUUAAUUGCCAAUGAGACUCUGAAGCAGUGUGAUCCUCAAGACGGCGUAAAAGAUAACAUAAUCUCCGACCCACGUCGCUGCAACCUCAACCUCGAAACCAUGCUCUGCCCAGCCAACACUACCACCAGCGACAGCAACACCUGCCUCACCGACGCCCAACUUGACACCCUCUACCACUACUACAACGACUGGACUGUCCGACGCCAUGGACCCCGGCAACGCCACAGCAGACAACUUCGACCUCUCACCCUUCUACAACCGCGGCUCAAAACUCAUCCACUACCAGGUCUCGCGGACCCGUCCAUUCCCACCGGCGGCAGCGUGUACUUCUACAAGCAAAUACAGCGGACUUUGCGAAGUAAGGGCAUUGAUCUGGAUGACUUCUACAAGUUCUACUUGAUCCCGGAAAUGGAGCAUUGCGGAAGCACACCAUCAAACAUGGAGGCGCCGUGGUAUAUUGGGGGUUCGUCGCAGGCGUCGACUAUCGGAAGUGAUGGGUCGGGGAAUCAUCUUCAUGAGAGGAAGGGGUUCAAUGAUGGAAAGCAUGAUGCGUUGUUGGCUAUGAUUGGAUGGGUAGAGAAUGGUACGGAUGAUUUGGAUUAUGUUGUUAAGCAGAGGCCGAUUUGCCCGUGGCCGAAGCAAGCGAUGUAUAUCGGCAAUGGGAGUUUUUGGGAGGCGGAUACUUGGGAGUGUGAAGGAUUAUAUUAG
Messenger RNA from Aspergillus vadensis CBS 113365, 1428 nucleotides. Its product is annotated as tannase and feruloyl esterase. The record is from RefSeq and is a predicted model, not a curated record. NCBI's taxonomy places the organism in Eukaryota, Fungi, Ascomycota, Eurotiomycetes, Eurotiales, Aspergillaceae. The transcript has 6 exons. The coding region runs from base 1 to 1428 and encodes 475 amino acids.